AUGCGCUCGCUCAUAGCCAUGAGGCGUCGUUUCGUUAGCGGCACAUGGACAAUUGCUGUUAGUACCCAGCAGCGUCACCGCAGUGGGAGCGGGCCAGGAGACAAGCGCAUUCGCACAGACUGGUAUCGGUGUUACCCGUCUCUUAUGCGUGAAAAGGAUCGAGACAUGUAUCAUUGCUACUAUCCGUAUCUUUUUGAUCACGGGGACAAAAUGAGUUUGUACCCCAAAAUACCUGAAAACCCGCGUGAGUGGCAACCAGAGCAGCUGCAGACAACGUAUGAUGCAAUUAGGGAGGACAAAUAUGAUGCAUUUAUUCGUCUUCGAGAGAAGUUCCCUGAAUUGUAUCAGGACACACGAGCAUGGGACAACCCUCCACCGUUUGGUGAGUUUAACAUGUUCUACUCUGUGCGUUUUGGUAUGGUUGGCGUGAAGGCCUUCACAUGCAAAGACUAUGAUGAGUUAGGGAAUCAAUUUGACUGUACUGCUUUCUGGUUUCCUGAUAAUCAAGUCGUGAAGCACAGUACUCGCAAUGGAGAGGUUGGCACUGACAAAGUUUAUGUGGGUGCAAUGAAUGUCCCUGUGGAGUUCCAUAAACCGCAUGUGGCUGCCUUCUAUAAGGCAGCAGGUGUACCGGUAAAACAUGUAUGCGCUGGUUUCCCCAUAACCCCAGACGCCUACGCUCCCGUCGGGACGAAGUUGGAUGUCCGGCAUUUUAAACCUGGACAGGAGGUAACCAUUACAUUUCAAAACACUGACUAUGGCUUCCGUGGUGUUAUGUUCCGUCAUGGUUUUGACGGAGGUUAUGUGUGGCUUGGAGACUCCAGAUGGCAGCGUCGCCCCGGAGCCAUGGGUACGGAAGGGCAGAAGCGCAUUUACCCCGGACACCGCAUGGCAGGGCAAACUGGUGCAGCUGCUGAAACUUACCAGGGUGUUCCUGUAUGGCGCAUCGAUUACAAAAACUCUCUUAUUUAUCUGCCAACGUUACUGGAUGCAGAUGUUGGCACGUACGUAAGAUUUAGCGAUACUAUUAAUACGAAGGGACUUACACUGUGGAAUGAGCACCGUGGUCUCCCAGCGUUCCCAACCUUUAUUCCUCCAGAGGAUGAAGAUUUAUCCAAGUUGGCAACAGAUGAAUGUCAACUAAAGAGUCCGCCACUUUAUAUGUACUUCCGUGAUGAAUUCCCGGCAACACAGUUAGUAUCGCAGGCAGAUGUGGAGGAUGCAAAGAGCGCCAAACCGGCUACCGCUCCUCCAAAGAAAAAAGUGUACGACAUGAAGAAGUACUACGAGGCGCGGAAAAAGUAUCGACAAAGCAUGCAAAAAGCGCGGAAGUAUAAGUUAAUGGGGCUCCGGACGAAGGCACACGAAAAGCAAGAGGAGGCACGCCGUGCGAAAAUACUGAAGUACAAACGUAUGAAGUAG
Molecule: messenger RNA, 1422 nt
Organism: Trypanosoma brucei brucei TREU927
Lineage: Eukaryota; Euglenozoa; Kinetoplastea; Trypanosomatida; Trypanosomatidae
Product: ribosomal protein L3 mitochondrial, putative
Exons: 1
Coding region: 1-1422 (473 amino acids)
Biological process (GO): translation
Cellular component (GO): ribosome; mitochondrial large ribosomal subunit
Molecular function (GO): structural constituent of ribosome
Source: RefSeq, a predicted model, not a curated record